GAAAGAUUAACACAGUGACAAGUGAGAAACACUACAGUACAGCUGGCGCCUCGAUCGUAUAGAUUUUGCUAUAUAUAGAGGAGAUGAUUCAUGACGUUUCUUAUUCGUAAUUCCUUGCAGAAAAAGUCAAUUAGUUUCAAGGGAACGCUUCAGUUCCUGAGGCCGUGUUCUGUUUGGAUUCUGAGAAAGAGUGGGAAAGUGAAAAGGAAAAGAAAACGAUGAAGAAAGAAAAGAAUAGAGAUGAGAUUAAGAGGACUAGAAGCGGGUGGCGUAUAAGGUCGAUUUUCAUGCAUGCGGACGCUGUGGACAAGUUUCUGAUGGCGUUGGGCUUCAUCGGAGCCGUGGGCGACGGCCUCACCAGCCCCUUUCUUUUCAUUCUCUCCAGUCGUUUGAUGAACAACAUCGGCUUCGCCUCUUCUUCACAUUCCUUUCAAACCAACAUCAAUCAAAAUGCGGUGGCUCUGUUGUAUGUAGCAUGUGUGGCAUUUGUUGCAUGUUUUCUCGAAGGAUACUGUUGGACCAGAACUGCCGAGAGACAGACGUCGAGAAUGAGAGCUCGGUAUCUUCGGGCGGUUCUCCGGCAAGAAGUCGGCUACUUCGAUCUUCACGUGACAAGCACGUCCGAGGUCAUCACCUCUGUCUCCAACGACACCUUGGUCAUUCAAGACGUUUUAAGCGAAAUGAUCCCAAACUUCCUAAUGAAUGCGGCAAUGUUCUUCGGAUGCUACAUCGCCGCCGUGGUACUAUUCUGGAAACUAGCGGUGGUCGGAUUGCCGUUCGUGGUGGUUAUGUUGAUCCCAGGGCUCCUCUACGGAAAAAUCUUAAUGGGGUUGACGAGAAAGAGAAUGGAAAGUUACGAAAAGGCCGGAACAGUGGCGGAACAGGCGAUAUCGUCGAUCAGAACGGUGUACGCCUUCGCCGGAGAAGAGAAGACGGUGGCGGAAUAUUCGUCGGCGUUAGAAAGGUCGGUGAAGCUGGGGCUGAAGCAGGGAUUCUCCAAAGGCUUGGCUAUCGGAAGUAACGGAGUUUCGUUCGCGAUUUGGUCGUUCAUGUCGUGGUACGGAAGUAGAAUGGUCAUGUACCACGGCGCCCAUGGUGGGACCGUCUUCGCCGUCGGAGCUUCCAUUACAGUUGGCGGACUAGCAAUUGGUUCGAGUUUAUCCAACAUAGAGUACUUUUCGGAGGCAUGCGCCGCCGGGGAGCGAAUCAUGGAGGUCAUAAACCGGGUACCGGCGAUCGACUCGGCGGACAUGGAAGGGCAGGUUCUGGACAACGUCUCCGGCGAGGUCGAAUUCCAGAACGUGCAGUCGUACCCAUCGCGGCCGGAAACCAUGGUGCUCAAGGACCUGACCCUGAGAAUCCCGGCGGGGCGGACGGCGGCACUGGUCGGCGGCAGCGGGUCUGGAAAGUCGACGGUGGUUUCUCUACUGCAGAGAUUUUACGACCCGAUUGGAGGGACGAUCCUGGUGGACGGAGUGGGCGUUGAGAAGCUGCAACUGAAGUGGCUAAGGUCGCAGAUGGGUCUGGUGAGUCAAGAGCCGGCGCUUUUCGCGACCUCCAUUAAAGAGAAUAUUCUUUUUGGGAAGGAGGAUGCCACCAUGGACGAAGUGGUGGAGGCCGCUAAAGCUUCCAAUGCUCAUAAUUUUAUUUCUCAGUUUCCAAAAGAAUACGAAACCCAGGUGGGAGAAAGAGGAGUUCAAAUGUCGGGAGGACAAAAGCAAAGAAUUGCAAUUGCGCGAGCCAUCAUCAAGAGACCUCGAAUCCUCCUUCUGGAUGAGGCCACCAGUGCGUUGGAUUCAGAAUCGGAGCGAAUCGUCCAAGAAGCCCUUGACAAAGCAGCCAUCGGUCGGACCACCAUCAUCAUUGCCCAUCGACUCUCCACCAUCCGCAAUGCCGACAUCAUCGUCGUGCUCCAAAAUGGCCACGUCAUGGAAAUGGGCUCACACGACGAGCUCAUCCAACACGAAGACGGCCUCUACACCUCCCUGGUCCGCCUCCAACAAAUGGAGAAACAUGACGAACUCAUCCAGCACGAAAACGGCCUCGACAAGAAUAGCAGCAACAGCCGGCUCUUGCUCUUAAGCCGGUCUAACUCUGCCAACUCAGCAGAUUUGGACCGGUUCUCACCGGCUUCGAAUCUAGACAAGGAAAAUCAAUUGGUCCCUUCGCUCCGAAGGUUACUGGCCCUAAAUCUCACCGAGUGGAAGCAGGCGACCAUGGGGUGCAUUGGGGCGAUUUUGUUUGGAGCGGUCCAGCCGUUGUAUGCGUUUGUGUUGGGGACAAUGGUGUCGGUUUAUUUUCUCACAAGUCCCGAUGAGAUUAAGGAGAAGACAAGGAAUUAUGCGUUGUGUUUUGUUGGGCUUGCAGUGUUUUCUCUGGUCAUAAACAUUGUCCCAUUCAACUUUGCGUACAUGGGGGAGUAUCUCACCAAAAGGGUUAGGGAGAUGAUGCUGUCCAAGAUCCUUAGUUUUGAAAUUGGGUGGUUUGAUCAAGAUGAGCACUCGUGUGGUGCAAUUUGCUCAAGAUUAUCCAAAGAUGCCAAUGUGGUGCGAUCUUUGGUGGGGGAUAGAAUGGCACUUGUACUGCAAACGAUCUCAGCAGUAACCAUAGCUUUCACAAUGGGUCUAGUCAUCGCAUGGAGGCUAGCCGUGGUCAUGAUUGCAAUCCAACCAUUGGUCAUCAUUUCUUUCUACACCAGACGAGUCCUUCUGAAGAACAUGUUCAACAAGGCCAUUAAAGUCCAAGAACAGAGCAGCAAACUCGCCGCCGAAGCCGUCUCCAACAUCCGCACAAUCACCGCCUUCUCUUCCCAAGAACGGAUCAUGAAGACGCUGGAGCAGGCCGAAGAAGGCCCACGAAGAGAGAGCAUCAAGCAGUCAUGGUACGCUGGAAUUGGGCUGGGAUGCGCACGAAGCAUCACCACCUGCUCUUGGGCUCUCUCCUUCUGGUACGUGCUGGACAAAGGGACGGUGGUGGAGACCGGAACUCACUCCGCACUAAUGGAGAAGGGGCAGGGUGGGGCCUACUACGCUCUGGUUAGCCUGCAGAGUGGGGCCCACUAA
Messenger RNA from Momordica charantia (bitter melon), 3062 nucleotides. NCBI's taxonomy places the organism in Eukaryota, Viridiplantae, Streptophyta, Magnoliopsida, Cucurbitales, Cucurbitaceae. The record is from RefSeq and is a predicted model, not a curated record.